AUUUGAUAGGUGACCAUUUUCUACAGAGCAACCGUGCUCGAACUUGUCAUUCCUUUUCCCCCAAACCCAACAUCGCGCGUAUUCGCAUACGUGCUACAUCUCCCACUUCUUACGCAUAGACAAUGCGCUAUCUUUAAUAUUUCAUUUCUACAGAGUUGCGAAGAUGCCUCCCGCAGCUGCGCGCCGAGCGCCUUACAAAGAUUUCUUACAGCCCGCCCUACAGAGACGGUUCGCCUCGACUACCGGAUUCUUACUCGCAAUCUCCUACAUCGAAGCUCUCACUCUAUCAAGGUGGAAUCACAUAUUCUGGCCAUGGCUACCUAUUGGUCUUCCCGGUAUUCGUACCUUAGCCAUCUUCGGCAGUAUUCUCCCCAUCAUCAUAUUACGAAUUGCCCAUUCGCACAUCGGUAUUCGAACUUCUAAUUCGCCUUUCGAUACCUUCCGCCGAACUGCGAUUUCCCUCGAGACUAUCGAGACAAUAAUUACCUUCACCAUCUCAGCGUGGAUGUUCAGCCAGAUAUAUCUGUUCUCCACACCUACCGACGCAAAUCUCAGUUGGAUCACAUACUACAGCGGAGAUCGCGCACGACUAAACGAGCGCGCCUUGUUCUACACCGUCAAUCUCGUAAUUCUAGGCUCCGUCCAAGGAUUUCUACACAAAUUCCUAGAUUUUGAUCAAAUGGUUUUAGGCAAGGUGAGACCGAGACGCGAAGGACAAUUGAAUAACCACGAAUCAGGUGGUUGGGAAAGGCUGGGAGAAUGGGCUCCAGUUCUUGUCAUUCGGGCUGGGACGGUCUCGAUGGCUGUCGGGUUCGUCAACUACCUAGUGACUUACCACUUUGUAAGACGCUCUGCCUGGAGCUGGGCUUUGUCCUUUUUCCGGUUGUUUUAUAGUCUCCCGAAGUCCAAUAUCCCGCCUAGCCAAGCUCCGUGGAGUAUCUGGAUGCUUGGCCGAUCGGUCUGGGCAGGGUUCCUGCUAUGUCUCUUGUGGUACUUUGGCGAUAUUGUUUUCAGGCUUCAGCUUGGAAAAGCGCCGCUCAAGAAUAACCAACCUCUUAGUGCCGAGUCAAAAGAUCCAAAUGGAAGCCUACUAAAUGGAUUGAAGAGCAAGAAGCCUCGGGUAUCGGCAUUCGCUCUGUGGGAAUUGGCGUUAAUCGCACGGGACUUUGAUGAUAGACGACGAAGCGUUUUUGAGGAUAUUGACAGAAAGGAUGGUCCUAUGUGGUCGCAAAUCUACGUCACGUGCUUAGAGACUAUUAAGUCGCUUGAGGAGAGAGUUGAUAACUAUGGGAAGCCACCUGCUCCCCCCGCCGCGCCAGCAGCUGCGGCUCCUCAGCCGGCGGUCCGAGUUGUCCAACCCCCGAAGACUGAUAACGUCUGGGCAACAGCACCAUCCCAGAAUGGCCUCCGGAAUUCUCUGGGCAGGGUCGCCAGAAACGUGGUGACAUCUCCAGGAAAGACACCCGCCGACGUCUACUUACCCGAAGCAAAGAAAGUGGCACGAGAGGCAGCAGAGCAUUUCCUUACGGAAGAGCAGAGAAACGCACUAUCGCCGCAGGGAGUUUCCGGUUUAAUCCAAACUAUAUCGCUUCGGAUCAUAAAUCUGCCCAGAGUCGGCCAGUUAUUCCAGCAGGUUUUCAGCCGCCGAUUAACGACCAUCGUACUUGGACAGCCGCACGGCGAACUUAGCAUCUACAUAAAUGCGGCCUACGCCCUGUCAAAACUAGCGGUUUCUAGUCUGACAGAGGACAAGUAUGGAAACGUACAGAGAGAUGUCCCAGCUAUCAUACGAACGUUUACCACGGUCAUCAAGAAGUUGGAGAGAUUCAGAGAUAAUCUACCGGCCCACUGGACGGACCCUGUACAAAACAGAGAGUGCCCUGAAGUUGACGAAUUGUUGGAUGCGUUGAAGGAGGGACUGGGCGAACUUAUCGCGGCGUUUGGACGGUAUAGCAGCGAUCUGAGACUUACCCGAGCAGAUAUGCGGUUGGCGGCAGAGGCGGCGGUAAGACAACAGGCUGCGAUAGAGGCAGGUCAGCAAGCACCGACGGGACCUGAGAUGCAGCAGGUGCAUUAGUGGCGUAACUUGCAAGUCUCGGAUCCCAAGAGCGCAUUGAUGAACGCAUCAAAUAGUGUGCUCAAGAGUGUAGUCGCAAAGGUGCGAUCUAGAUUCGCUGGGGACCAGUGAGUGUAAAAUGCCUAGUAAUACAGGCUGUGUUGUAGUUAGAUACAGCUUAUGAUGCAAAGUCAGUAAUGAAAAUGUUCAAUGGGAUGAGUUAUUUCGUG
Messenger RNA from Annulohypoxylon maeteangense, 2286 nucleotides. Its product is annotated as nucleoporin protein Ndc1-Nup. Gene Ontology annotation, molecular function: spindle pole body-nuclear membrane anchor activity. Gene Ontology annotation, cellular component: spindle pole body; nuclear pore transmembrane ring. The transcript has 3 exons. NCBI's taxonomy places the organism in Eukaryota, Fungi, Ascomycota, Sordariomycetes, Xylariales, Hypoxylaceae. Gene Ontology annotation, biological process: nuclear pore organization; spindle pole body localization. The coding region runs from base 164 to 2077 and encodes 637 amino acids. The record is from RefSeq and is a predicted model, not a curated record.